Molecule: messenger RNA, 2619 nt
Organism: Diaporthe amygdali
Lineage: Eukaryota; Fungi; Ascomycota; Sordariomycetes; Diaporthales; Diaporthaceae
Exons: 2
Coding region: 1-2619 (872 amino acids)
Biological process (GO): DNA-templated transcription
Cellular component (GO): nucleus
Molecular function (GO): DNA binding; zinc ion binding
Source: RefSeq, a predicted model, not a curated record
AUGCAGCAUUUUGGCGAAUCCCACCAGGACGCGAACGAGGCUUCAGCGUCGGAGCCUGAAGAGGUCGAGGACGAAAUAGAGGUCGAAGCUCCUGAAGGUGCUGAGAAUAAUGGAGCCGACGAAGGACCUCCAGCCAAGAGGAGGAAGACCGGUGGCAACCUGGAGUGUGUGUACGAUGAAAGGAAGCUCAAGCCAGGACUGCGGUCUGGCGCCAUCGAGCACCUCAGCCAGAGAAUCACUGCGCUCGAGAACAUGUUCCUCGGCCAAGGCAUGCUGUGGCAACAAAAUAUCACCAAGAUAUGGCGUAGACUUGACGAUGUGGCACCGGAACGGGUAUCCAACCCCAGCCCACCGGACUCUGGCUGCUCCAUGGUUGGGACCUCGCUGCAGGAGUGCACAGCGCAACUCCGAAAGACACUUUCUUCCGCGUCCGGAGACGGCAAUUCAUGGGCACUGCCACCUAGCGAAAAGGAGACGUCAACCCGGGUUCACGAUGUUCAGCACCAUCAAGCAAACCCACUACCGUCGAGGAUGGAUUCAGAACACCGUAUCACCACUGGUGACGACAACGAAUUGCCCCCCGACGACGUUCUGUUCUUACUUGUGGAAACCUACUUUCGUCUCAUCCAUCCCUGGAUCCCCAUGCUGCAUGUUCGAAAUUUCCGUCAGCGCAUGAAGGAUCCAUUACAGCGUAGCCAGAUCACCACAAUCUGCCAUGCUAUCAUCUCCAUCUGCGCGCGUUUCUCCAAUGACCCUCGUCUCGGUCAAGAUAGCGCAGCACGCGAUCAGAAAGCGAAACGAAGUCGCGAUACUGUGAUCCUGCAGAGCAUGCAGUCUUUCUCGGUGGAAAACCUUCAGGCGCUCAUCAUUAUUGCCUUCGACACCAUCGGUAGUGGUCGCAGCCCAAGUGCCUGGUCUGUGGUGGGCAGCAUGACGCGUACGGUCGAGCAGCUACAACUCAGCGUCGAACCUGCAAGUGACGAGCAAUCUCGCGCCGCUGAAAUGCUCCAGAACCAGAUCAAGAGAGUCGCUUUCCUGCCUCCUGCGCGAGAUUGGAGUGAGCUCGAGGAGCGAAGGCGUGUAUUCUGGAAUGUGUUCCUAAUGGACCGUUUCUGUAGCAUCGCCACAGGAUGGAACCUGUCCCUGACGAGUGCCGAUGUAAGGAGAAGGCUACCUUGCGAAGGUGCUUUAUGGGAGGCGGGCGAUGCCCUUGAGACUCCCACGCCGUUCUUUGGGGUCUCGGAAAAGUACGAUCAAACAUCCACAACCUCCCCAUCUUUGGACCCUCGCCAAAGGCAGAAGGCACAGGCAAAUGAGAUGAGGUUACCCACAGCCAGAGUCGAGAGUGAGGACCAGGAGUCUCUCGGUGGGUUUGCCUAUUGCAUUGAGGCAACCGAGAGUCUCAGUCUUGUCACGUCAUUCUUCCUACAGCAAGCAGUGGACGUCUCCAAGGCACAGGACGUCCAGAUGUGGCUCAUGCGCUUCAAACAACUGGAUCUCCGCCUGGUACAGUGGAAGAUAUUCCUACCUGAGCGUUGGCGAGAGGCUUGUGCGCUCAAUGAGGAUGGCAAUAUGGAUCCCAACUUAACCCUUGCACAUAUUACUCACAACGUAGCCGUCAUACUUCUCCACCAGGGUAUCGCCUACCCAUCCGCCAAAUGGCAGUCGGUGCUGCCAACCAUCGGCGUGCGUCUCCCUUCUGCCUCCAGUGCCGAGACUUGCCUCCUUGCUGCGACCGAGGUGGUUACUAUCGUGGAGCGAUUCCUACGUGACAACCCUGUCACGCUAACGAAUCCUCAGUUUGCAUUCUGUCUAUUCAUAUGCGGCCGUAUGCUGUUAGCCCAUACUGCAUAUUAUAGCAUUCCACUUCCAAGAGAAUUUGAUGUAUUGCUGGACUCUCUUUGGGAGAUCUCAAAGAGAUGGAACCUAGAGAACAACAUCGCAGCCAAGUUCGCCUCCCGUCUAGUAAGGGCUCGACAACAAGGUGCCUCUCUAGACAUCCGGCAGGCCGUCUUCUCCGAUGAUCAGGCUGCUAUCGCACAUAACUCAUCUAAGUCUCAACUUCACGGCGCCGGAGUGGCGAGACAGAGGAGCAGCAUACCGGGUUCCCAUAAAUCUCAGCCACUUCAUCCCAUGACCAAACGCAGCCAGGCCAUGCCGGGUCCUUUCCUUCAAGAGAGGCCUGGUACCGAUUAUCGCCACCGUGCCGCAGCCCAGACCCCAUUGGGUGGGCCGUCGGUGGACAUACAAAUACCCAUCAACGGCGGCAACAGCACCAACAUUGGCGGCAGCAGUCAUAGUAACAUGAGACUUGCAGAGGAGGAGUCACCCGAGAGCAUAUCGUUCGCGUUUCCUCCCUUGCCUUUAGCCUUCCAGGCGGGCCAAAUCGCGAGCGCAACGCAGACCGCAAUCCAGUCACCAGCCAUGCAGCCUGCCCCGUAUCCCGUUCAGGAUUUUGGAAAUGGUAUGGUCCCCAUGGACGCGGCCGCAUUCCAAGAUAUCGAUUUCUUUCUGGAAUACUCUUUCCCGCCAGAUAAGCGUGUCAGCAUGUACGCGCAGUCAAGUGAUCAGAACGAGGCGACAGAAGGAUUAAAUCAACUGAAUGAAGAGCCGGUUUGA